Chanos chanos (milkfish) is the source of this 1047-nucleotide messenger RNA. It is a transcript of the gene gramd2aa, whose product is annotated as GRAM domain containing 2Aa. NCBI's taxonomy places the organism in Eukaryota, Metazoa, Chordata, Actinopteri, Gonorynchiformes, Chanidae. The record is from RefSeq and is a predicted model, not a curated record. Gene Ontology annotation, cellular component: organelle membrane contact site; endoplasmic reticulum membrane. Gene Ontology annotation, biological process: regulation of store-operated calcium entry. Gene Ontology annotation, molecular function: phosphatidylinositol-4,5-bisphosphate binding. The transcript is spliced from 12 exons. The coding region runs from base 1 to 1047 and encodes 348 amino acids.
AUGGGAUGCACUAUAUAUGCGGCCAGCCCUGAGGCUCCAUCAGUGGAGGGGUCUGACCCAGAGAGACGCCCUUAUGGUCCUAGCACCUGGGCCCAUCGCACCAAAGAAAGGCCUAGAAGUGUGAUGGAGCACCAGGAGCAAGUUGAGGAUGCUGGCCUCCUCACAGCUCAGGACCUUACAGACCCCACAAAAGAGGAGGACACCCAUUACAGGGUGCAGUUGAUAGAUGACCUGACAUAUGAAGAUGUCAAGAAAUGCUACCGUGGAUCUACUGUCAGCAAGUACAACUCUCAGUACCACAAACUGUUCCAGAAUGUACCCAAGGAAGAGAUACUGAUGAAAGUAUACUCUUGUGCUCUUCUGCGAGACAUUCUACUGCAAGGCCGACUGUACAUCUCCAGAAACUGGCUUUGUUUCUAUGCCAACCUAUUUGGCAAGGACAUCAAGGUUGCCAUUCCUGUGGUGUCUGUGCGGCUGGUGAAGAAGCAUAAGACUGCGGGCCUUGUUCCUAACGGUCUUGCCAUUACCACUGACACCAGUCAGAAGUAUGUAUUUGUGUCUCUCCUGUCCAGAGACAGUGUAUACGACAUAUUGAGGAGGAUCUGCACACAUCUGCAGGUUAAUGGCAAGAAGAGCCUCAGCCUCAAACAGUACAUGGAGGAGCCCAACACUUUAUCGUUGGAUGAGUUCCCUGCUCCUGGUGAAUUUCCACCAGUGCUUAAGUGGAGAAGGAAAGCUUCAGUAGCUUCUGUGUCUUCCACUCUGCCUGAUCUUCUGGGCAAUUCCACCAGCAGUCUGAGUGCAGUGGAAGCAACAUUUCAGACAGAUGAACCUCUAGAAGAGAGAGGACUAGAGGCAGAGAAGAUCCUUUUGACAGAACCAGUACCAGAACUUGGCCAUAUGGAGUACCAGCUGUUAAAAUUCUUCAUCCUGCUCAUCAUCAUGCUCAUCCUGUCCUCCUGUUACCUAGCCUUCCGGGUGUGUAGUCUGGAGCAACAGCUCUCUUUCCUGAACACCAAUGCUGCUUUGCCCCUCAGAGAGAGGUGA